AUGUCGAACAACAUCAAGGUCGUCUGUCGUUUUCGCCCUCCCAACUCCAUCGAGCAGCGCGAGGGCAGCGACAUUGUAGUCGACUUUAGCGACGAUGGCUCGCUCGUCAAGAUGACAAAGGGCGUCUCCACCUCGGGCCCCGAAGCAGGUGGUUUCGUCUUCGACAAGGUUUUUCCUAUGAACACCAAGCAGCGAGACGUCUUCGAGUUCGGCCUCAAAGAGACCGUCGAGGACGUUCUCAACGGCUAUAAUGGCACCAUCUUCGCCUACGGUCAGACCGGUUCCGGUAAAACCUUCACCAUGAUGGGCUCCGACAUCGACAACGAGAAUCUCAAAGGUAUCAUUCCUCGUAUCACUGAACAGAUCUUCGAAAACAUCAUGGCGAGUCCACCACAUCUUGAAUACCUCGUAAAGGUAUCCUACAUGGAGAUCUACAUGGAGAGAAUCCGCGAUCUGCUCGCCCCUCAGAAUGACAAUCUUCAGGUGCACGAGGAAAAGAGCAAGGGCGUCUACGUCAAGGGUCUCUCUGACUUCUACGUCGGUGGUCAGGCCGACGUCUACGAGAUCAUGCGUCAAGGUGGUCUGGCCCGUGCCGUCUCUUCGACCAACAUGAACGCCGAAUCUUCGCGAUCGCACUCGAUCUUCCUCAUCACCAUCCAGCAGCGCAACACCGAGACUGGCAGUGCCAAGACCGGAAACCUCUACCUCGUUGAUUUGGCCGGUUCCGAAAAGGUGGGAAAGACGGGCGCCAGUGGGCAGACGCUCGAAGAAGCGAAAAAGAUCAACAAGAGUUUGUCGGCGCUUGGUAUGGUCAUCAACGCACUUACGGACGGCAAGUCGUCCCACAUUCCGUAUCGUGAUUCCAAGCUUACCCGUAUCCUGCAAGAAUCGCUCGGAGGUAACUCGCGCACGACGCUCAUCGUCAACGCCUCGCCAUGCGUCUACAACGCCGACGAGACGCUCUCCACAUUGCGCUUCGGUGUAAGAGCCAAGAGCAUCAAGAACAAGGCACGCGUCAACGCAGAGCUCUCUCCAGCCGAGCUCAAGGCGCUGCUCAAGAAGGCCAAGGCCGACAACGAGAGGUACCAGCAGUACAUCGCCAACCUCGAGGCCGAGCUCAAGACAUGGCGCUCAGGUGGCAAGGUGCCCGAAUCCGAAUGGGCCGACGCCACCAAGGUCGUCGUCGGUCAAGGUGCGCCCGUCGCUGCUGCGCCGUCGUUGGCCGCGACACCGAGUCAGUCGCGUCCGCUUACACCAGCUGUCGAGAACCUUCGAGAACUUGCCUCCCGUCCCGAGACACCAUCCGCCGUCUCCAUCGACAAGGACGAGCGCGACGAGUUUCUGCGCAGAGAAAACGAGCUCAGCGACCAGAUUGCCGAGAAGGAGGUGGCGCUCAAGUCGGCGGAGAGUGCGUUGCGCGAGGCGACCCAGGAGCUCACCUUCUACCGUGAGCAAGAGGCUACGCUCUCCAAGGACAACAAGAGCAUGACUUCCGAGAUCAACGAGAUCAAGCUUCAGCUCGAGCGUGUCACCUACGAGCACAAGGACGCCACCAUCACACUCGACAUCCUCAAAGAGCAGAACAAGGAUCUGUCGGCAGAGCUCGAAGAGCUGCGCAAGUCGCUCGCCGACACGGCCAAGACGGUCAAGGACCCGUCGCAAGAGGGCAAGGAGCGCAAGAAAGCCGAGCGCAUGGCUCAGAUGAUGGCUGAUUUCAACCAGGGCAUCGUAUCCGAGAAAGAGGAACAGAUCCGCGAGACGCUGAGCAAGCUCGAGACUGCCAGCGGUGCUGGUUCUGGUGCGCUUUCCGCCGACGACCUUUCGACGUUGCGCGAGCAGCUGCUCGAAUCCCAGAGUUUGCUACGAGAGCAGGGCGAGCGUGUGCGUCAGGCGCACGAGGAGAACGAGCUGCUUCACCAGCGACGUCAGGAGCUCGAAACCCGCUUCGCUACGCUCGAAGCCGAGUACGAGGAGCUGCUCGACAAAUCGAUCAAGGCCGAGGAGGCCAACCACGUCAACGUCGACGUCACCAUGGAGGAUCUCAAAAACAAGCUCGAAUCGCAGUACGCAUCCAAGCGAGAAGCUCAGGCGAGCGAGAUCACCGAUCUCAAGCGCCAGAUUGAGUUCAAAGCCAAGGAGCUUGCGGUGCUCACAUCAAACAAUGAGAAUCUCAAGAGCACCAACGAGGAGAUCAAGCGCGCAUUCGCGGUCACCACUGCCGGAGUCGAAGGUGGACGCAACCUGGCCGAGUCGGCGCGAGAGCUGGAGCGUGUACGCAAGACCAUGGCGGCGCAGCUUUCAGAGUUCGAUACGAUGAAGAAGUCGUUGAUGCGCGACCUUCAAAACCGUUGCGAAAAGGUGGUGGAGCUCGAGAUCUCGCUCGACGAGUCGCGCGAACAGUACAACAACGUGGUGCGCAACAGCAACUCGAAGGCACAGCAGAAGAAGAUGGCGUUCCUGGAACGCAACUUGGAGCAGCUGACCAACGUGCAGAAGCAGCUCGUGGAGCAAAACAGCAGCCUCAAGAAGGAGGUCUCGAUCGCCGAGAGGAAGCUGCUGGCGAGGAACGAACGCAUCCAGGCACUGGAGCAGCACCUGAUGGACAGUCAAGAGAAGCUCAUGCUGCAGAACCGCAAGUUCGAGGAGCAGCUGCAGGCGGUCAAGGAGCGUCUGCAUCACGCCAACCAGAUGCGCGGGCCUGCUGCAGGGAAUGCUGCUCCCGGCCCCUUGGGCGGAUUCGGCCGCAUCGCCAAGCCUCUGCGCGGCGGUGGACCGACGGCAGGACCCCAGCCCGGCUCUGUUGCGGCGAGACAGGCAGUGUUUGGUGGUGGCGCCGGUGGUGUUGGUUCGGCGCUAGGCGACAACUCGCCCAAGGCACGAUCCAGCUGGUUCUUCUCUUCCAAGUGA
Messenger RNA from Pseudozyma hubeiensis SY62, 2907 nucleotides. RefSeq names its product kinesin heavy chain. The record is from RefSeq and is a predicted model, not a curated record. Gene Ontology annotation, biological process: microtubule-based movement. Gene Ontology annotation, molecular function: ATP binding; microtubule binding; microtubule motor activity. The coding region runs from base 1 to 2907 and encodes 968 amino acids. Lineage: Eukaryota; Fungi; Basidiomycota; Ustilaginomycetes; Ustilaginales; Ustilaginaceae. The transcript has a single exon.